GCCGUCUCUAGGUGAUUUAGCGCCGCCAGUCUCGAGCAGGUGUCCAACAUGGCGAUCACGGGAAACGGAUCUCUCACAAUUUCUCUCUCUGUUUUCGUGAUUUCAGCGGCGUUUCUUCUAAAAGGAGCCGCUGAGACCUUGUCAGUUGAAGGUCAAAACCUGGGGACUGAUAAUGUGUCAGUGAUCGAGGGGGAGAUGGCGACCAUCAGCUGCAGGGUGAAGAACAAUGAUGACUCAGUCAUCCAGCUCCUUAACCCCAACAGACAGACCAUCUACUUCAGAGACGUCAGACCCCUGAAGGACAGCCGCUUCCAGCUGGUGAAUUUCUCCGACAAUGAACUGCGGGUGUCUCUGUCCAACGUGUCUCUCUCAGAUGAGGGACGCUAUGUGUGCCAGCUCUACACAGACCCUCCUCAGGAGGCCUACGCAGACAUCACUGUGCUGGUCCCACCAGGCAGUCCAAUCAUGGAUUCCCGAGAGGAUGUGGUCAGUGAGGGGAACGAGACAGAGCUCACCUGUACAGCCAUGGGCAGCAAGCCUGCCGCCUCCAUCAGAUGGAUGAAAGGAGAGCAGGAGCUGACAGGCGAGAUGACGGUGGAUGAGACCUAUGACAGGAUGUUCACGGUCACCAGUCGGCUGAGACUCACUGUGUCCAAGGAGGACGACGGAGAGCCAGUCAGCUGCAUCAUCGACCACCCAGCCGUGAAGGACCUCCGGGCACAGAGAUACCUGGAGGUGCUAUAUCAACCAGAAGUGAAGAUCGUUCAGGCGUUCCCUGAAGGUUUAACGAGAGAGGGAGAGAAUCUAGAGCUGACGUGCAUAGCAAAAGGCAAACCACAGCCCCAUCAGAUCAGCUGGCUCAGAGUGGAUGAUGAUGUGCCGUCUCACACCGUGAUCACCGGCUCUGACCUCUUCAUCGAAAACCUCAACAAGUCGUACAACGGCACGUACCGCUGUGUGGCCUCCAACACCGUGGGAGAUGCCUACGAUGACUAUAUCCUCAUUGUAUACGAUGCUCCUACCACGAUCCCCACACCCACCACCUUGAACCUAGACAACACCCAAGACUCCAGAGCUGAUGAGGGGGCGCCACAGAAGAUAGACCACGCUGUCAUCGGAGGUGUGGUUGCCGUGGUGAUGUUCGCUAUCCUCUGUGCACUCAUCGUCCUGGGGCGCUACUUCGCCAGACACAAAGGCACCUACUUCACACAUGAAGCCAAAGGGGCAGACGACGCAGCAGAUGCAGACACGGCCAUCAUUAAUGCAGAGGGGGGACACAACAACACGGAAGAGAAGAAGGAGUACUACAUCUAAUGAUGAGGGGCCAGGGGGUGCUGGGGGGAGGGGGGGGCAUCCUGUAAGAGCACUAUAUCUAACUCUGAGUGGGCCAGAGGGUGUGGGGGGAGGGGGGGGGGUAAUGAGGGAUGUCGAACUGGUGCAGCUGAGAAGGAAAGAUGAGAGGUGGGGAAAGGAGAAGAGAAGAUGAGAAGAAUGAUGAGAACUCUAGAGGAGAGGAGGAUUAGAGUGGAUGAGUAGUUGGAGGCUUCAUUGCUUUGUCGUGGAUUUGUCCAUCCAACCUCUCCUGGACUGCUGGGGCCCAUUCUGUACAGUUCAAUUAUUUUACAGACAAUUUUGUGCCUUGUUCUAUUUCUUUCGUAAUUGUUGUUUUCUUUUUUCCCCUCAAGCCUGUCGACUCCACCAGAUCCUUUUUGCUGCAGUUAGCUUUCAGAGGAGAUUGAAUGACACAGCGCUUCUUCUCUAGUUGUCCUGCAGCUCUAUUUUAGCUUGUGUACCAGGCUUUUAGAAGCACUCUCUCUGCUGUGUACUGUAGAAGCAGCCAACAACACAUAUGAGUCAUUUCCAGACUAUCUAAAAUCUAUUGUAAACAGCUCUCAUCAAUAUCAAACUAUACUGUCCCUCUUAACUCAUGCAUAAAUAUGACCUCUCCUGCUCUAUCAGACAUACUGAAACAUCCCUUUUAUGUUUGUUCUGUGGCUAAAAGACUGACUGGAGUUGCUGCCAUGGUCAUACGCAUUGUUGGUUUGUCUGUCAGAUGUUGGUCGGGGCAACAGGCUGUUGUGUUGUUUCAACAUCAUGAUAUUACAGUGAAUUCGGGGGGCAGUCCCAACCAGGGGACUACCCUGGUCCAGCAAAUGUUAAGCCAACACCUUAACUGUUAUACCAAGAGGUCCGAUCCCCUUGAUGAGGUCACUAGGUGUUGGGCUAAGGUCGCUACAAUAUGGUUUACUCUGGGUCCUCAUACUCAUACCCUCAAUGGUCAGUGAAGGACCAAUGUAAUAGUAAUGCUUGUACGUGUUCAAAUACAGUGCAUAUAAUUAUCUUCUACAGAGAAAACCAGUUUGAUUUUGUUCUUGAAUAAUAUACUGACUUUAAUAUAUUGAAUAUAUAUUUAGUAACCUUACAAGGACCUUCAAACACGAUUUUAUUGUUGUCUUAGGCCUUUAUCUAAUCUGUUGACUCGGGUUGCUAUUGAGAGGAAUAUAUCUCAGUAUGAAAAGGGAAGAAAAUAUUUUGCUUAUACUUUAGAUUGAAGACGUUUUAAUUGUAAUGAUGUUUAAAACAUUUUAAUUUUUCAAACAGUAGCCAGUACACAAGGAAUUCUGUAUGUAUUAUUUUGACUACCAUUGUAUAUCUUACGGAUAUUAUGAUACACUUUGAAUAUCAUUUUUGCAUGACUUAUUGUUUUGUUAAAAUGUUUUGUUUUCAAAUUAGAAAUAGUAACACACAACUAUUGGUCAUUGCUCAAUGAGCAUUCCUAAUCGUGUCUGUGAAUAAUAAGUUAUUGAAGAUCCCCUAUACGUUUUGAAUGGGGAAUGACUAGCACGGUUUCCAUUUCUGCCAUGUUUCAGCUUUUGAAGUAAAUGUACAGAUUGCUGUGGAAUCCCUGUAAUGCAUAUUGAAGUUCCUGCUUUUGUCUUUCCAUGGUGCAUUAGUCAAUAGAUGUAUUGGAUAUAACAGUGUGAUAGACAAAACAACUCCAAAUACAUGAAUUAAACGGACAGCCACUGCCUUAAAGCAAUAUAAUUCAACUUUGCUUUGGAAUAUAUCAUAAUAAUGAAGAAAAAAAGAGUGAAGGACUAAAUGCAGUGCCUUCCUUUAUUUAAAGGGUAUAACAGUACCAUGUCAACAGUGUCAUACUAUAUCUUAGUAUAUGAAUCUCUCUGUACCUUACACUAGUAGUGGUGGUCUUACUCUCUACUCACAUGUAACUCAUAAAUCAGACAGUACUAAGAACUGGAAUAACAAGUUGAAGUUAUUUUCAGGUUGGAUAAAUAAUUGGAAUCAUAACUGAAUGAUAUGGCUGCUUCUAUUUAAAAAACAGCUCCUUAUAACAAACAAGCUAAGAAGGUAUUAAUGAUUUUAUUUACGGACAAUCUAUUUCUGUCCAAUAAGAAUUUACAAGGUAGGCAAAGUGUAUUUAAUUUAUUUGCUAAAUCAAUUUUAGUUGUAUUUAUAAGGUUAUGUGCUGCAAUUGUGGCUAAGGCUCACCACACUUUGGGAAAGGUAAAACAAGCAAAACGGCACUGGAAAUCUGAUGUUUAUUUAAUUGAAUUGCUUGAGGGUGAUGCAGAACAUAACCGAUACCAGUAUAACAAAUUAAAAUGUGCAAAUCAAUAUUAAUCUCCAAGUGUAUUGAUUAGUUCUGAACUUGCUUUUGUUUUGUUAAUCUUCAAUGUUUUAUUCUGGAUACAAUUGAAAUGAUCGCUGUAGGGAUUCAAAUUAAGUGUUGUUUUUGUUUUCAGUAUACACUCAGUGGAAGGUUUAUUAUGUACACCAUCCUAUUCUUGAAAAUGGUUUGCGCCUACAGACAGUCACAUGACCGUGGCUUGCUACAGUAUAUACAGUUGGCAGACAGACAUUGAGGCAUUCAGUUACUGCUCAAUUGAAUGUUAGAGUGGGAAAAACAAGUGACCUAAGCAACUUUGAGCGUGGUAUGAUCGUCGGUGCCCGACGCCAUUCCAGUUUCUCAGAAACGGCCAGCUUCCUGUUUUUUUUAAAAGCAUGACAGUGUCUAGGGUUUAAGGAGAAUGGGGCGACAAACAAAAAACAUCAAGUCAGCGGCAGUCCUGUUGGCGAAAACCGCUUGUUGAAGGAGAAUGGCAAGAAUCGUGCAAGGCCACAAACAGACAAGUAACGGCGCAGUACAACAGUGGUUUGCAGAACGGCAUAUCGGGAUGCACAACACGUCGGUAAUUGUCACGGAUGGGCUAUUGCAGCAGAUGACCACACUGGGUUCCAUUCCUAUCAGCUUAAAAGAAGAAGUGGCUCCAAUGGGCAAGCGAUCACCAACACUGGACAACUGAGGAGUGGAAAAACAUUGCCUGGUUUGACGAAUCCCGGUUUCUGUUGCGUCAUGCUGAUGGCAGAGUCAGGAUUAGGUGUAAGCAGCAUGAGUCCACGGCCCCAUCCUGCCUGGCGUCAACGGUACAUGCUCGUGGCAGUGGUGUGAUGGUGUGGAGAAUGUUUUCCUGGCUCAAAUUAUGGCCCUUGAUACCAAUUGAGCAAUGUUACCAUGCCCUGAAGAAUUCAGGCUGUUCUGGAGGCAAAGGGGGUUCGACCCAGUACUAGAUGAGUGUACCUAUUAAACUGGCCACUGAGUGCUAUUUGACAUGUAGUCCAUGUGUUUCCACUUUCUCAGGUUCAUGUUGAAUCUUGUGUUUUGCAUCUCAGGUGAAAUGCAAAGUGAAAGCCCCCCAAGAAUACUAAACAUUUCAGAAAGUUAUCAAAUCAAAAAAUAUAUAUUUUUUUCUCAGUUGUAUAUGUUUGUGUUCUUAAUAUAUGGUGCACUGUUAAAUGUUACAUAUUAUUUUGUAUAGACCUAGUUCACAAAGAAAGAACUAGAUUUGUUAAUCAGACAAUAUCACUUGUACAGUCAGUGUCCAGCAAAAUACAAGGGUGGUUAUUGAUAAAUCCUUAUAUCCACAGUAAAACGUAUCAUCUGUUUUUUCCCCAGACAUAAAGAACAAGUAAUCACACAAAAAAAUGGAGACUAAAGGCUCUAUUGAAUCUGUAUCGCUGAUCGCGUUACAGAUUGUGCGCUAGAAGUUUUAAGGUCAUUUCCAUUUGAGCUGACAUAUACAGUGUUUACCGUGAAUGCGGUCUUCUCUAACACAGGAACAUUGCCUUUCAAUUUGAAUCACGUUGUCCAGCUGAACUUCCGCGAUACGGAUUGUGUAGAGACUUAAAUAGCAUCUAUUUACUUUCUAAUGGUGUAUUAGCAUCCUGAAUAUGAUGCAUGUCAGUCACAUUUUCAGAUGUUUUCAAAAAACAGGUGGUAUAAUUGCAGUGGUUAAGUUUUCUGAUUAACCCCCAACAUUUCUUGGCUGUUUGGAUGGAGAACAUGUUUGAUGCCUAGAACGUUUGGUUGUUCAUUGCUCCAGUUAGUUGUUUUGAGGUCAAAUCUUUAGUCUCUCUGUACCUGGGCAACAUUUCUGUGUAGUAAAGAAAGGUUUCCUCAUGUUCCCAUACAUAUUUUGUAUUGGUUCAUAAAACAUUUUUACAAAAAAAAUUCUGAAGAGUACUUGUCUUAAUAAAAAGAUAUCAAUGUGAAAUGG
Messenger RNA from Oncorhynchus kisutch (coho salmon), 5576 nucleotides. RefSeq names its product cell adhesion molecule 1. The transcript has 11 exons. The record is from RefSeq and is a predicted model, not a curated record. Gene Ontology annotation, biological process: detection of stimulus; homophilic cell-cell adhesion; susceptibility to natural killer cell mediated cytotoxicity. NCBI's taxonomy places the organism in Eukaryota, Metazoa, Chordata, Actinopteri, Salmoniformes, Salmonidae. Gene Ontology annotation, cellular component: synapse; neuron projection; plasma membrane. Gene Ontology annotation, molecular function: signaling receptor binding. Bases 49 to 1314 code for a protein of 421 amino acids.